AUGUCGAACCGAAUGUCAAUGUUCUCGGUGGCCUCGACCAACCAGUUCGCACCAUCAGCUGGUGGCCCUCAAACCGCCCAGACCUCGACUACGACGCUGCUAAAUGCCGUUCAUAAUAUCUACUUGUCUUCCCAACCACACAGCCUUGAGGCCAGCACGAGUUUGGUUGUAAACACAUGGCUCACUGCUGCUCAGGCUGGUCCAACAGUUGAUCCUACUCUGGCUGCCCGAGCUUGGGAGCAUGCUCGACGCCGUGCCGAAGAUGGAUGCAUCGUCCUAGGAUCCCUUCAUCAGUCCGCCCCGUCCGUUCUGGUGCCGUUCCUGUCCAACUUCCCAUUUGCUAUUCCCUCCCACGUUUUCAAGGCGCUCGAGGCCGUGCGACCAUUCGUCCGAUGUGUUACACCUCACAAUCCUUCAUCGCCAAGACAGGCAGCUCUAAGUGUUUCUCUGACACUCACCCUUACUGGCCACUUCACAGGUGCCUCACUGUCUCUGUCCAAGGGCGGGAUUGACACCGCCAAUGGAUUACUGAAUAUUCCCGCGGAGGCAGGAUAUCGUGCAUUUGAUGUGUUUUACUACCUGCUCACCUCUGCUUCCACUCCUGCGGAGAGAGAAUUUCUGGGACUGCAGCCUGCAUCCAGUUAUGCCUUGCUAUCCCGCUCGGGCACAUACGACGCCCCGUCCUACCUUCCUACAGCGGAUGACGCCGCUGCCGCCGAUGACUUCCGACAGGCGCUCAAGGAUAUCGGAAUCAAGGGCUCAGCUCAUCGUAACUUCAUCUCGACUCUUGCCGGUCUUCUCAAGCUUGGUAACACGCUUGAUUAUAACAGCGAUUCGGAUUUGCUUGAAGAGAUCUGUGAGGAUGUGGGGGGCCUCCUUGGCAUGGAGCCCGAGGUUCUGUUCCGGCAAUGCAGCACCGAGGAUCGCCAGACCCUUGUGGGUGGUCUCUACGAAGCACUCGUAGACUGGGUAAUUUCCAAGGCAAACGACGCUAUUGCAAGUCAAAUUACUCGCAUCAAAGAGGGCGAAGAAUCGCUUGGCAGCUCAUCCAGCUCUAGCUCUAUUCAGGAAAAUGGUGAUACUGUUUCCAUUACAGUCAUUGAAGUUCCUGACCCUACUCUCGGCAAAGCGCUCUGCAUGCGGUCCAUCUUCGACGAUACUCAAGGCAUCAAUGCCGAAAUCAUUCAAGAUGGGCACACCGCCUCUCCUGCUGGUGCGUCUGUUCUGAGAGAGAUGGAACAGGCCGUAUCGGCGGUAGCCCCUGAUCUGGGGAUCAUGACCGGGCCAGAGGGCAGGCAAAGACAAUACGACUUGGAAAAACGAGAAGUAGUCCUCGAAAAGGUUGCGUAUGCAGCAGAUGAGGACGCUUUUAUCAAAAAGCUCCUGUUUCCUAUCGAGGGCCAAGGAAUCAACCUGGGUCGUGCUGGCCGCUUUGAUCUACCCAACAUCAUCUCUUCCAGCCGCGUUUGGUAUCAUCUCUCGAUGCAUCCAACUGAUGACUCUCCGGUCAGCCUUGCCGCUCUCCCCUCCAUCACAUCUGCAUGGUCUGCAGGCACGGUUUCUCGUCAACUCCGUUCCUGGAGGCUCCCAGAGUGGGCAAACAGGCGGAACAGGAACCUGGACUUCACUGCUGACUUUGACGUUGAUGAGUUUGCUCAACGAUACGCAGCCCUUGGUUGUGGGGAUGGCAAAGACGGUAUUGGAAGCUGGCUUCUUGAGAGAGGAUGGAGCAAUGGCGAAGUAUUCAUCGGCAAGGAGCGCGUUUGGAUUCGCGAGAGCGCUUGGUGGGAAGCUGAAAGCAUGCUCGAUCUGCAGCCCGGUAACCAGCCUCUACCUGAAAAUCCAUUCAACACAGGCUUUGACACGAGCUACUCUGCCAACGGGAGUGGCUACUUUCCCGGCGCCCCCGCAACAGAAAGCGGACUUGACGUGUCGCAUAUGAACCAUCAACGCAACUUGAGCCAAGGGAACCUGAGCCAGAUGACAAUGAGUCAACAUCCCAUGCCUAUGGCUCAACAGCACAACAUUGCACCGUCCAUUGCACCUACCUCCAACCGCGAAGCACCCAUUGGUGAUUACGGUCUGGGCACCAAGGGCGAUGAAUACAAGGGUGAUAUCUUCUUCAACGAAGCCGGUGAAUUUACCGGCAUGAUGGAUCCCGAGUUAGCAAAGAAUAAGAAGGUCAAGACGAAUGAAACGACUGCUUCUCGUCGGGCAUGGGUUAUCUUCGUAUGGUGCCUGACAUGGUGGAUCCCGUCGACUGCACUCCGAUACAUUGGCCGCAUGAAACGACCUGACGUCCGUAUGGCAUGGCGCGAAAAGUUGGUUCUGUUCUUCCUCAUCUUCUUUAUCAAUGGUACCAUUCUCUUCUGGAUGAUCGGUUUCGGCCUCAUUAUCUGCCCCAACUCAGACAAAGCCUGGAAUACAAAGGAAGUAGCCACCCACCAAGGAGAAGACGACUUUUGGGUCAGUGUCCGUGGCAGUGUCUAUGACAUCUCUGAUUUCUGGAGAAGACAGCACAGUGACAUCAACAUCGAGACCACAAAGGAUAACAUGGAACCACUGGCUGGCUUGGACAUGGACGGAUACUUCAUGCCACCAUUGAGCCAAGCUUGCCAAGGUCUAGGUAUCGCCGACACCACAGUCCUGACUCUCAACAACACCCCAGAGAACCCGACUGCCGUCCACACCUCUGGCAAGACAUCGCCCUACAUCAAGAGCAAGCUAUACAAUGAAAGGUGGUACUGGGAUACUUUCCUGGUCACUAUGAAGGAAUACUACAAGGGCGAAUUGGUUAUCUCGGCAAACAAGGUCUACGACGAAGGCAAGAAUGACCAGCACAUGUGGGCAAGAUACGGUGAAGAAGUAUACGAUCUCACAGAUUACUUCAACACCCAAGAUCUGCAACCAAAUGUUGCCAUUUACGAAUUCCUGAACACGAAGGUCUCGAACCUUUGGAAGAAUAACCCUGGUCGGGAUAUCACCAAGGACCUGGACCUCGUCAUAACAAACAACGUGAACAACGAAUCCGAGUAUGCCAACAUCAUGAACAGUUGGAACUGCAUCCAGGAAGUUUUCUACAAGGGCAAAGUCGAUUUCCGAGAAUACCCGCGUUGCACAGUUAACAACUGGAUCCUAUUCGCAUUCACAAUGGUACUCUGUCUGGUCAUCUUGAUCAAAUUCGUAGCUGCCCUUCAAUUCGGCUCCAAGCGGCGUCCUUCCCCACAAGACAAGUUUGUCAUUUGUCAGGUACCAGCCUAUACAGAAGGCGAAGAGUCCCUUCGAAAAGCACUGGAUUCGUUGACGGCACUCCAAUACGAUAAUAAGAGGAAGCUUAUCUGUAUCAUCUGCGAUGGUGUCAUUGUGGGAGCAGGUAAUGAUCGUCCAACCCCUAAGAUCGUGCUCGAUAUUCUCGGCGUUGAUCCCAAGGUCGACCCUCCUGCACUGCCUUUCAAAUCCGUUGGACCAGGUAGCGAGCAAUUGAACUACGGCAAAGUCUACUCAGGUCUCUACGAAUUCGAAGGCAAUGUCGUCCCUUACCUUGUUGUUGUCAAGGUGGGCAAAGAAUCAGAGCAAGCCAAGUCGAAACCUGGUAACCGCGGAAAGCGUGAUUCUCAAAUUCUGUUGAUGAGCUUCCUGAAUCGUGUCCAUCACCGUGCGCCCAUGAACCCCUUGGAGCUUGAAAUGUUCCAUCAGAUUAACAACGUUAUCGGUGUGGACCCUGAGCUCUACGAAUAUCUUCUCAUGAUUGAUGCCGAUACUUCCGUUCAAGAAGAGUCGCUUACCCGGUUGGUAUCUGCCUGCGCUCACAACGCCAAGAUUGCUGGUAUCUGUGGUGAGACAAGUCUUGAGAACGACGAGAAAUCUUGGUGGACCAUGAUCCAAGUUUAUGAAUACUUCAUUUCGCAUCACUUGGCUAAAGCUUUCGAGUCUCUCUUUGGCAGCGUUACUUGUUUGCCUGGUUGUUUCACCAUGUAUCGACUCCGUACUGUGGACAAGGGCAAGCCACUCAUUAUCUCAGACAAGGUUAUCCGGGACUACAGUGUUUGUGAUGUGGAUACACUACACAAGAAGAAUCUGCUGUCCCUGGGUGAGGAUCGGUAUCUGACCACACUUAUGACCAAGCACUUCCCUUCCAUGCAAUUCAAGUUUGUCCCUGACGCAAAAUGUAAGACUGCUGCGCCAGACUCUUGGAGUGUGUUGUUGUCUCAACGUCGUCGCUGGAUCAACUCAACUAUUCACAACAUGGUCGAGCUUAUGAGACUCAGCGAAAUGUGUGGUUUCUGCUGUUUCGGUAUGCGCUUCGUUGUCUUCAUCGAUCUUUUCGGUACCGUCAUUCUUCCUGGAACAUGCGGUUACCUGGCCUGGCUCAUCUAUCGUGUCGCUACCAAACAAGGUCAAUUCCCAAUGAUCAGUAUUGUUAUGUUGGCUGGUGUCUACGGUUUGCAAGCUCUCAUCUUCAUUCUGAAGAGGCAAUGGCAGCACAUUGGCUGGAUGAUUAUCUACAUCAUCGCGUUCCCUAUUUACUCUUUCGCGCUCCCAGUCUAUUCCUUCUGGAAUCAGGAUAACUUCACAUGGGGUAACACUCGUGUGGUCAUUGGAGAAAAGGGAGACAAGAAACUGGUCAUUGUCACAGACGAAGAUUUCGACCCAAGAUCCAUCCCAUUGCAGAGAUGGGAUGAUUACGCCCUUGCCAACAGCCUCCCCGGACGACGUGGCAAUCCCCAGGAUAUGUCAGGGGACCCUUAUGAGAUGGACGAGAUGAAGUCAGUUUACUCAGCUGGUCCUCAGGGUUCUGUCUUGACCGGCAUGCAACGCAACACAUUCAUCCCUCCUCAAUCUCCUUCACCGUACGGUGGUGCCGUGAACCGUGCUUCAACUAUGACGGGACUUUACCAGGAGCAACCAUUGAUGCAGAACCGACAGUCAAUGUUGUCACUCGGCACAGGUAUUCAAGAUUAUAACCGUGCUGCCUCACCUUACCAAGACUAUCCUGCGGCCCAUCCAAGCAUGACAAACCUUCGCGGCCAGUCCAACACGCCCCCGUCAGUAAUGGGAGUUGGAGCAAACAGGGCACCCUCAGCAUUCGGCCGUCGCUCGCCUAUGGUCCCUGAUGCCAUGCGCUCAACCACAUCGUUCGACUUCCAGCGUGGCACUGGCGCCCCAGACGAUGGGAUGAUUGUCGAGUGCAUCCAAGCAGUAUUAAGAGAGGUUGAUCUGGAUUCCGUGACCAAGAAGCAGCUGCGGGCUCUUGUCGAGCAGCGUCUGCAGGUUGAACUCGUCGGCGAACGACGUACAUUCCUUGAUCGACAGAUCGACCGUGAGCUUGAGAAGAUGUAA
Messenger RNA from Clonostachys byssicola, 5340 nucleotides. The record is from the annotation of a GenBank genome assembly. NCBI's taxonomy places the organism in Eukaryota, Fungi, Ascomycota, Sordariomycetes, Hypocreales, Bionectriaceae.